This is a messenger RNA of Hippocampus zosterae (dwarf seahorse), 1353 nucleotides long. RefSeq names its product coiled-coil domain containing 86 (gene ccdc86). The transcript has 4 exons. The record is from RefSeq and is a predicted model, not a curated record. Gene Ontology annotation, cellular component: nucleolus. The coding region runs from base 55 to 1128 and encodes 357 amino acids. NCBI's taxonomy places the organism in Eukaryota, Metazoa, Chordata, Actinopteri, Syngnathiformes, Syngnathidae.
GUCAGCUCAGGGCUCCCACGUGGGAAGAUAGGGGUGAAACUGGCGUAGAGAAACAUGUCGAAAAACAAAGCGAACGGCGCGUCUACAGCGGGACAAGUAGCGGACGACAACCAGGACCUACUCCGCAUGACCACGCGGACCCGCAGCGGCCGCAUGGUGCGUCGCCCAUCCGGACUCCAGAACUGUGAGGUCCCGGCGAGGACUCCCGUCAGACGGAGCAGAAGGUCCAUCAUACCGGAGCAGAGUGAAGCGGAGCAACAAGCACCGGAGCUGGACGAAGACAAUCCCGCAAUGAGUGUCGGCCAGGAGACGGCGAAGGAGAAGUCCGCAGUGAGUGUUGAGCAGAGUGAACCGGAGCAACAAGCGCCGAAGCCGGUCGAAGAGAAUCCCGCAGUGAGUGUCGGCCAGGAGACCGUGAAGGAGAAGUCCUCAGUGAGUGUCGGCCUGGAGACGGUGGAGGAGAAGCCUGCAGUGUGUGUUAAACCGGGGACUGUUGCGGAUAAACCCGCCAUAUGUGUCGAGCCGGAGGGGCCUCGCUUAGACCCCGCAGUAGAGGUGGACAAAGCCGGUCAAGUGUCCAAGCCUGCCCCUGUCGAAAGACCACCAGCGAUCCCAGAGACGGAGUCGCAUCCUCCCAAGAAGAAGCGCCGUCAGAGAAAAAGUGUCAAAGCGGCUGUUGCUAUUCCUCUGGGGAAGCCAAAAUCAGGACGUGUGUGGAAGGACCGCAACAAGCAGAGGUUCUCUGCGCUGGUACGAGACGCAUCACUGUGUACUUCCUGGAAGAAGAAAAUGCAGGCGAAGCGAGAGAAGCAGCUGGUACAGAAGUACUCAUCGCAACUGAAAGAGCAGAAAGCCCAAGCGAAAGAGGAGAAGCGGAAACGGCGAGAAGACAACUUGAAGCGGCGCGAGGAGAACGAACGCAAAGCGGAGGUUGUGCAAGUGAUCCGAAACACGGCAAAGCUCAAGAGGAUGAAAAAGAAGCAGCUGAGGAAGAUCGAGAAGCGCGACACGCUCGCGCUACUGCAAAAGUCCAACAACAACAACAAUGACCAGAAGAAGAACGAGAACCAGAACAACAAUAACAAAGCCAAGCGAGCAAAGAAAAGCAAGAGUGCAAAUUUGACUUGAAGACUUCUUUGUCACCAAGUUGUUUCUCUUCACAGAAGAUUUACGAAUAACGAGAGCUUCUAAGCUUUCCUCCGAGCAGUGGAAAGCAAGACGUUUCAAAUAUUCUGCCCGUAUCAUGCAAUUGUUGCCGUACAGGUCCCUCAAGUUUGGUUUCAGCCUGUGAUUAUUUUUUUUUUUUUCAAUUUGCAGGACUUUCUAUUAAAUAAAGUAUCUCCUGAAAAUUCA